AUGCCUACACACUUAGAAGAGCUCGUUGACUUCAUAUCCCAUGGCAACACUCAGGUGCGACAGCUCGCUGUCGAAAACCUCGUUCCUUACUCCCUCUCUCAACCCGCAAUCUUUAAAGCGAACCAGCUUCAGCCAAUAACAGAUCUGAAGCUUUUGGUGCGAGAUUACAAACAAAUCGCUAAAGAUGUGCUUACGAUCCUUAUAAACCUCUCCAUAGACCGUGAAAUACUCGAGAACUUGGCUUCAGACAAAAGUUUUGUAAGGACGAUAUUGGGUCGCAUAACAAACCCCGCCGAGUCCAACGCCAACCUAAUAUCUAUGCUUCUCGCGAAUCUGGCCAAAUAUGACGAGUUAAAAGACAUAUUGGCUGUCGAGCGACCUGCACCGAAAGAGUUAGCUUCCAACAACCGAGCAAUCGAUCAACUGCUGGAUUUAUUCGUCAAAGGUGCAGAUGGAACAUACAACAAAGCGGCAGACUUCGACUACCUCUCCUAUCUCUUCGCAGACCUCGCAAAGCACGAAGAAGGACGAACCUACUUCCUCACAAAACAAGAAUAUGAUGGAGUGAUCCCCUUGACGAAAAUGAUCGUCUUCACAGAACAUAAAUCCGAUGUUCGAAGGAGAGGCGUUGCGAGCACAAUCAAGAAUGUUGCUUUUGAAAUCGAUUCGCAUUCUGAGUUGAUGGCUGAAGAUGAGAUUAACAUUCUGCCGUAUUUACUGCUACCGAUCACAGGCAAUGAGGAAUAUGACGAAGAGGAUACGCAGUCCAUGCUGCCCGACCUACAAUUGCUUCCACCAGACAAGAGACGAGAUUCUGACCCUACGAUUAUACAAACACAUGUCGAGACACUCAUGCUUCUCACCACAACGAGACAUGGAAGGGACACACUGAGGGAAAUCAAAGUGUACCCAAUCAUCAGAGAAACCCAUUUACAAAUCGAGGAUGAAGGUGUCCGAGAAGCAUGCGAGAGAUUGGUGCAAGUUCUGAUGAGAGAUGAAGAAGGUGAGGAGAAGGUGGACGGGGGAAUGAAGGCUUUGGAACAUAGGCCGAAUAAGAGUUCUGAGCGUCCGAAAGCUAUGCCCGGUGGUGGCAGUUGGGCGAAGAUAGAACAAGAGGAUGAGGAAGACGAGGAUGAUGACAUGAUAGUUGAGGUGUAA
Hyaloscypha bicolor E is the source of this 1158-nucleotide messenger RNA. Its product is annotated as DNA-binding protein-like protein HGH1. The coding region runs from base 1 to 1158 and encodes 385 amino acids. The transcript has 5 exons. The record is from RefSeq and is a predicted model, not a curated record. Lineage: Eukaryota; Fungi; Ascomycota; Leotiomycetes; Helotiales; Hyaloscyphaceae.